This is a messenger RNA of Mytilinidion resinicola, 1511 nucleotides long. RefSeq lists its product as uncharacterized. Lineage: Eukaryota; Fungi; Ascomycota; Dothideomycetes; Mytilinidiales; Mytilinidiaceae. The transcript has 3 exons. Bases 1 to 1212 code for a protein of 403 amino acids. The record is from RefSeq and is a predicted model, not a curated record.
AUGCCAAAGAUUACAUUUGCACAAGUCAUUAUCUUCCUAGCCAUUACCUCAAUUUACGCUUCCGCUUCUCCAACUCCCCACGAAUUCCGCGAUCCAACAAUUUCCUGCCCUGCGUCCAAUGGCCAGACCUUUACCGUUGGCAGUUCCUCUUUCGCCAUCUCAUGCAGUUAUGACGUCUCGGGUGGGUAUAUGGGCAUGUCAUGGGAAGCUAACCUCAGCAAAUGCCUUUCCACUUGCGAUGUCACGCAGGGAUGCAUCGUCGUUUCAUACACGGGCGGGGCCUGCUACAUGAAGAAUCGCAAUAAUGGUGGGAGGUCUGCGACAGGGAUUUCGUCGGCCCAGAAGGUUGUCGGAACCCCCUCCAGCUCAUCAAAUAUGAUAUCUACCGCAUCGGCUCCCUCCACCUCUACAGCCACGGCGACUCCGAGUCCCUCAACCAUCUCCUGCCCUGCAUCCCAUGGGUUAGUGUACAUUUCAACAAAUAGCAUCUUCAAGAUAGAGUGUUACACGGAUCACCUCGGAGGAGAUAUGGGUCUUUCGUGGGAAUAUAGCCUUCAGAGCUGUAUUGAGACUUGUGACGCAAUGGCAGAAUGUGUUGAUGUUUCAUACCGUCCCGGAUCUCCCGGCCCCUGCUACAUGAAGGCCGCAGUGCUCAAUACAGGGACGGAUCCGGGUAUUUGGGGCGCUCCCCGCAUUGGGACAGUAUCAAAAGCAUCCUCGAUGACCACCAGUUCAACAUAUGUAACAUCUUUAAGCUCCCUGGGAUGGACUACUAUAUCGACUUCCAUUCCUCUAAGCUCGCCGACUGUGACAUCCUCGAGUUUCCCGAACUCAACCAGUAUAGCAUCUCCCAACUCUGCAAGCAUAGCACCAUCCCCGCCACCACCCUCACCUCCACCCCCACCAAUCAGCUGCGGCCUAAUCCAAGACGCCGACUUCGAAACCCCCGGCACAACUCCCGACUGGCACGUCCUCAGCACCUCCACAACCAACUCCUCCACCGGCUUCUACCGCACCCAACCCUCCACCGAGACCAGCCAUAAAGGCCCCAACGUCUUCUACACCCUCAGCUCAUCCCCCAACGAUAGCGUGACCUGGGAACCACCAUCUUGCAACUCACUGCGGGAAUCCAGUACAAUAUUACCUUUUGGGUGCGGAAGAAUACCCCUGGGAUGUCAGUGGCUGUUGUGGAUGGCGUGCAAAGGGGGUUAGUGCCGGCGAGGGGAGAUUUGGGAUGGCGGCAGUAUGAGGUGGGGUUUGUGGCUCAGGGGGCGAGUGCGGGGCUUGUGAUUGUGUCGGCGUGUCUGGGGUAUAGUGGGUUGUGUGGGCAGAUUUUUGAUGAUUUUGGGCUGAAGCCGGAUGCGGGGCGUGUACGCUGUGAUUGAAGCUCUGGGGAUUGCGAGUUGGUUGAUUGUGAGAUGGGGUGAUGGUGUUGUUGGGUUUCAGUUGAUCUUGUCGGAGUUUAGUACUACUUGCAUAGAACUCUUGAUAACUGAACUUUUUGGACUGAG